Molecule: messenger RNA, 3143 nt
Organism: Haliotis rubra (blacklip abalone)
Lineage: Eukaryota; Metazoa; Mollusca; Gastropoda; Lepetellida; Haliotidae
Product: innexin unc-9-like
Exons: 3
Coding region: 213-1415 (400 amino acids)
Cellular component (GO): gap junction; plasma membrane
Molecular function (GO): gap junction channel activity
Source: RefSeq, a predicted model, not a curated record
GUGACACAAGCGACGGCGUGGGCCAUAUCAGAGUGUGGCUGUCAGCCAGACCACAUAAAGUUUCGCCAGCCCUGAGAGUUGGAAAUUAUUUCGGGUAGUGCAUCCAACCUGACCCAGUGGAUACUGGAGAGAGAGAAUACCUGUAGCUGCCUUGGAUGAUCGCAUCUUGGGCCAACACUUGUUGAUCGGGGAUAUAACACGAGUUUUUCACAAUGUCAGUCAGCGCACUUCUAGGAGCCUUCUCCUACGCCAAGCUCACAUCUUCCUUGGACGACGAUUGGGUGGAUCGCCUUAACCACUUGUACACCGUGGUCCUCCUCGCCGUCUUCGCCCUUUUCAUCAGUGGUGGUCAAUAUGUGGGCAACCCAAUUGAAUGCUGGACACCAGCUCAUUUUACGGGGGCAUUUGUAUCGUAUACAAAGUCCUACUGCUGGGUGAAAAACACUUAUUACAUUCCAAUGGAUGACACCAUCCCAAUUGAGCACCACGAGAGGGAUUCAGAAGAACUGACCUACUACCAGUGGGUGCCCAUUAUCCUGCUCUUCAUGGCUUUCCUCUUCAAGUGCCCCGCCAUUGUCUGGAGAAUGUUCAACGGCUCAUCUGGUCUUAACCUUGAUAAAAUCGUCGGCAUGACCAACAACACCCAGGUCGGCGAUCCCGGCAAGAGAGAAGAAACCAUCAAGUUCAUCGCCAAGUACAUGGACAGGUGGCUCGAAGCCCACCGUCAAUAUUCAUUCAACGUUUUGGUUCGCGUCCGUCAACGCCUGUCCAAAGUUGUGUGCUUCCUGUGUGCUAAGCGUGACGGCACCUUCCUGACUGGGCUGUACAUCUUCGUGAAACUUCUUUAUGUUGUCAACGUCAUCUGCCAGUUCUUCAUCCUCAACGGUUUCAUGGGAGGAUGGUACAACUUAUACGGAUUCGAGGUCAUCAGUGGACUUGCAAAUGACUUGACAUGGAAGGAGUCUCCCCGCUUCCCUAAAGUGACCCUGUGUGAUUUCGACAUUCGCCAACUCCAGAACAUCCAGAGGUACACUGUCCAGUGCGUUCUACCUAUCAACCUCUUCAACGAAAAGAUCUUCAUCUUCCUUUGGUUCUGGUUCGUCGUUGUUGCAAUCCUCACUGUCGGUAACUUCCUGUUCUGGAUCUGGCGUGCUCUCUUCCGCGUCAACCGAGGCCGAUACGUCAAGAAAUACCUCAAGCUUCUGGACGAGCUUCACGGAGAGGAAGACAAGAGAUUUGCCCGCAAGUUUGCCGAUCAGUAUCUGCGUGAUGAUGGCAUCUUUGUCCUGAGGAUCGUUGCCAAGAACUCUAAUGAUAUCCUUCUGUCCGAUCUGAUCAAGGAAUUGUGGAAGACCUACAAGGACAAGCCAAUGAUCAAGAAAUCGAUGGAUGAGUUUAACGAAACACACGCUUAAACUUCCACACCUAACAUUUGACGUCAGUUGAUGCAGACAAUCUACUGUCCAGUGAUACUUUCUGUUUCUGGAACUUGCUUGGCUUUUACCUGACUGUCGGCUCAAAGCCAUUUGGGAAUCAGUGGCAUUUUAUGUUGCUUGAGUCUGAUGACUCUUGUCGUUCUGGCCAUGUAAUGGUGUAGGUUAGAAAAGACACGAAUGGCACGUUUACAAUGGACAUUCCCGGAAGCAUCAGAAUGUGGUAUAUAUUAUUGAAUAUAUGUACCUGAGAAAUCGACAUUCCAUCAGUUUUAUCAUCAUAUUAGCUCCAAUGGUGUAUAACACGUGUUAGUCAUGCUUCUUUUGUUCGAUUUUCGAAAACCUAUCAUCAAGCCAGAGAUAUUUUAAAAUGUAUAUAUUCCGACCAAGAAAAUGUGAUUUUUAUUUACUUUUAGAUUGAUUUAGUUUCAACUCUAUUUUAGCAUAGUUCAUGUUUUUUAGAUUAGAAAUAAAACUAGAAGGCGUGGGUUAGGAACUCAUAUGCAAUUUCAAUGAUCUCUGUAAGAAACGUCAGUACACACAAAUAAUCAAAAUGUUUCUAGUCUGAAAUUUUUCUCAAUUUCAUGCUUUAGAUAUUGCUUCCGAUCAGUCAUUGUUUCAUUAUUUGCAUUGUUUGCUGACAACAACACGAUCACAAAGUCUUCCUUUGGUUUUGUAUAUUUACAUUAUGAAUACAUUUGGUCAGAAGCUUUGUGCUAAGGGAGAUUGCAUGCGCUCUCUUUACGGAGCGUUUACCCUGUUUUUAACAUGGCAUUUCAAGAAGAUAAUAGGCCUUGAUUGGUUGUACAUAUAUAAAUACUACCUGUAAGUACUUAAACCUACUAGACCGACAAAUGUCUUCCAUGCUCAACAACAACCGGCCAAAUGAUGUAUUAUAUUUUUCAUAAUCUGGUAUUCCAAGUGCCUUAAUGUUUGACAACCUGUUUACGAAUUCAACAUCGAGAUAUAUUUUAUACGAUUUUCGAAAUUUGGAAUCUGUACAAAGUAUAUUUUUGAUGGGUAGCAUCGCCUAUGUAUACUACUGUGGGAUGUGUAUAUGCAGUUUUUUUGAAAUAUGUGUAUGCUUAAGGGUGAAUAACUGAAUUUAAUACAGGAAAUACACGAGCUUUCUGUAACAAGUGUACAACUACAGCACAGCACCACACCACUGGGCUUUCCUUACUGCUGUUUGUACAUUCGCAAAGUUUAUUUAUUUUUGAUUAUUUGCCAGUUUGUUUCAAGUUUACAAAAAACCUCCUCAUUAACCGACAAACCAUCAUGUGUAUUGCUAGUCCCUUCACAAGUUGCCGCACCAUAUCAUGUUUAACCUGGCUGUCAAUAAAGUUUAGAUUCAAUUUUAUCAUUGCAUUAUAUCAUUUCAACCUCGAAAUCAGAAAUUUGAUAAUUUUCAGUUUCAUCCUGCUUUAAAAUCAUAUUUUCAAAUCACAUUUUUAUUGGUUCCCACUUUGUUUGUAAAUUUAACAAAAAGGACGCCGUCCUUAUGCUAAGGGUGGUAUAACCGUGGACGAUAUGUUUAUUUACCUUGUGCUAAUGAUGUAUAAACCUUGAGAUCUCCCCUGUCCCAGAUACAUUAACCUAGAAGUUGCAAGGUGUAUAUGUUAACAGUUAUCAUGUCAACAUACAUGUGAACGUAUGUAUCAGUAUGCAUGUGGAGAUUGUGUUCUUUGAAAUAAAUAUUUUAUAUGAAAA